AAUUUUACUGUUAUUUCACGCUUCCCAUCGCACUAUCUUUGUCAGAUUCGCUAAUUUUGCUUCCAUUGCAAGUUCCCCAUCUCAGAUCCCGCAUUGUUAGGAUUCCCAGAGGAUCCCUUUUCUAUUCCCUCUUGCUUAAUUGAAGUUUGUGUUUAUAGUGCUUAGGGUUUCGGAUCAGAGUCAAAUUCAUCAAUAAGUUGAACAAAGGUUGUGGUACAUUGGUUAUGCAAUAAUGUCAAGGGUUACCAAAUGGAAACUUGAGAAGGCUAAAGUAAAAGUUGUCUUUCGGCUGCAAUUUCAUGCUACACAUAUUCCGCAGAGUGGAUGGGAAAAGUUAUUUAUAUCUUUUAUUCCUACUGAAACUGGGAAGACCACUGCAAAGACUAGCAAAGCCAAUGUGAGAAAUGGUUCAUGCAAAUGGGCAGAUCCUAUCUAUGAAACUACAAGGCUUCUGUUAGAUUCUAAGAGCAAACAAUAUGACGAUAAGCUCUACAGACUUGUUGUCGGAAUGGGUACUUCACGGUCUAGCAUCCUAGGUGAGGCUACUAUCAAUCUUGCUGAUUAUGCUGAUGCAACACAGCCGUCUGCUAUCGGUCUCCCUCUUCAUGGAUCCGAUCAUGGAACCAUUUUGCAUGUUACAGUUCAGCUGCUGACGGCUAAAACUGGAUUCAGAGAAUUUGAACAGCAGAGGGAUAAAGGAUUGCAAAGUGGCAACAAUGUAAAUAGAGAGAGCGAAUCUAGUGUUGUCAAAUCGUCGUCUUCCGAGUUGCAGAUACCCGAUGAUCAAGUUAAUAAGGCCAAGACACAUAUACAACUCAGAUCACAAUCUAAAGAGCUUCUGUCAGUUGUGGAAGAAACGGGAGUACGUGAAGAAUAUUCAGAUUCACAGGUUACGUGUGAUGGCUCAUCCAAUGCGUCAGAAAGUUACUAUGCUGACAAGCAUGAUCCAUAUAGCACUCAUGAAGUCGAUAGUCUUAAGAGCAGGGUUUCUGGGAGUCAAAGCUCACCAGGGGAUGGUUCUAAUCACCACAAGUUGGCUCAGAGAAGUGGUUCAGAUUAUUCCAUGGACAAUGACUUGGUAAUUGCUUAUGAAGAGAAUCAUAGGCUCAGAGGAAGCCUGGAGGUGGCUGAGUCAUCCAUUUCCGAGCUCAAGGUGGAAUUAAGUGUUUUACAGAGUCAUGCUAAUGAAAUGGGUACUGAAACAGAAAAGUUGGCACAAGAACUAGCCACUGAGAUUGCUUCAGGUCAAGAACUAGCAAAAGAGGUUACUGUUCUUAAAUCAGAAUGUUCAAAGUUCAAAAAUGAUUUAGAACAGUUGAAAGAAAUGAAAUCAAGCUCAAAGUAUAUGGAGAGAAAAAUAGAGCAAAGUGGGCACCAAAAGCAGCUCAGAUGGGUAAAUGGGGUUUUACUUGUGGAAGAUCGAAUAAGGGAACUCCAAGAAAAGAUUUACAUCGGUUUUCGUGAGUCUGAUUUCAGUUUCUUACACUCCGAUUUGGAGGUGCUCCUGAGUACGGUGCAGGAUCUUAAGAAAGGAACAGUUGAGGCACUACCACUUCAACAUGAGGCUCUUGCUAUGAAUAUCGAUGAGCCUGAAAGCAUGCUUCACUUUGGUAAAAUACCAAGUUCACCUCUUCAAGAACCUGGAUCUACAGGAGUGAUUGAUUCAACAGAAGGGAGUCAUUUGGAACUUUUAAGCCAGUUGGAUAUUGCAAAAGCUGAGAGGGAAAGUCUUGUUAGAAAGAUGAACCAAAUGGAGUGUUACUACGAGGCACUUGUGCAAGAGCUUGAGGAAAAUCAAAAGCGGAUACUGGGAGAGUUUCAGAGCCUUAGAAAUGAGCAUUCGACAUGUGACUUCACCAUUUCCACUUGCAAAGCUGAAUCUGAGUCAAUACGGCGUGAUAUGAAUGACCAGAUGGUAAGAUUUACUGAAGAAAACCAUGAGUUGGGUUCAAUUAAUAAGGAGCUUCAGAGAAGAGCUACAACUUCAGAAUCAGCACUCAAAAGGGCUCGUCUGAAUUACUCUAUCGCAGUGAGUCAGCUCCAGAAGGAUCUUGACAUGCUAUCCUUCCAAGUUUUGUCCAUGUUUGAGACCAAUCAGAACGUUCUUAAGGAAGCUUUCUCAGACCCUCCUCAACAUUUAGUCGAGGAUUUUCAGGAAUCAGAUGAUACUUUAGUCUCAAAUCUUCGGAGUAAACAGCCCUCAGGUGGUGAUGUUCUUUCAGAUGACCUGAAGAAAUCUCUGAGCUUGCAAGAAAAUAUAUACAAGAAAGUUGAAGAAGAGCUUGGUGAAAUGUCUUCUGCAAACUUAUACUUGGAUGUGUACUCAGGGAUUCUCAAGGAGACGUUGUUUGAAGCAAGUGAUCAUAUAAGAAAAAUGAAGGGGAAAUUAGAAGAGUUGUCACAGCAGUUAGAACUUUCGAACCAAUCGAGGGAUCUUUUAUUCAGGAGACUGCAGACUGCUGCAGAAGAUGUUCAUUCCCUGAACGGGCAGAAUGCAUAUUGUCUUGCCAAAUGCAAUGAUCUGCAGCUGCAAAACCAAAUGUUGGAAGCGGAUUUAGGAAAUCUUUCAAACGAGAACUUUCUCCUCAUGGAAAAGAUUACUGAAUGUGAAGCAUUGCUCAUGGAUUACCGAGUUUACAAAAGCAAACAUGAAGUUGUUUCUGCUGAAAAGCUGGAGCUGGAAAAUCUCCUGGAAAUACGAGUUCUGGAUAAUCAGAAUCUCCGUAAAGAUAUGGAAUCUGUGAAGGAAGAAUUAGAAACUCUAAGAUCUGGAAUUCAUGAGUUGGCUAUAUCGAAAGAAACUAUACAGAAAGAUUUGGAGAAGGAAAGGGAUAUAGCUGCAUUGUCCUUGAGUGCUGCCAGAUCAGAAAUUGAUGACGUAAAGAGGAGAUUUAAGCAAGGUUUACAUGAUAUGGUGGCAAAACUCGACACACCCAACGCUUCUUUAGAGAAGCUUCAGUUUCAACUUGACUCUUUUGCCAACAAAUUCAAAAGUAGCUUGGAAUCAAAGGAAAGACAUGUGCAGCACAGUGAAGUUCUUUUAACGUACCUUUCUUCCUUGGAACUUGAGCUGCAAAAGAUGUCAUCUGAAGAUAAGAACUUUAUUGAAAACAUCAUGGGAUUGGAUAUGAUGGCUGAAGAAUUUGAAAUGAGUAAGUUGGCUAUUUCUGAAUUGAAACAAGAGAAUCAGGAUUUGAUGAUGCAUGUGAAAAAUAAGAGUGAGGAGUCCAUUAAGCUCUUACCAGAGCUCGAUAGACUGAAAGAAUGUUUGAAAUGUGUGAAUGAUGAACUGGAUGUUGAGAGAGAUCUGAAAAGCAAACUAGAGGGUACCGUUGCAUCUCUGACCUCCCAACUUGAAAGCCAGAGGUCUGAGCUCAGCCAUGUUAGGAAACUUGCAUCAGAUCAAGAAUCAGAAAACUUUAGAGUUGUCAAACUUCUCUCACUACAUGAAGAGAGUCUAGAAAAGCUUAGCAAGAAGCAUUCUGCUGAUGUUUCUCUUGCAUGUCAGUUGUCAGAGAUGCAGGAAACCAUGAUUUCUGAAGAUCUAAAACUUACUUUCGUUAGAUCUCAGUAUGAAACUUGGAUUGAGGAGCUUGGGAAACAGCUUCAAGAACUUGAAAGCAAGCACCUCGAUAAUGAGGCAAGAUUGAAUCAGUCUCUUGCAAGUGAAGCUCAUUACAUCGAAGAAAACAAAGAGUUGACGAACGCACUGAAAUCCCUCAGAAUGGAGUUAGAAACUUCUGUUGCUCAAAAUUUAGUCUUUUCAGACUCGAUCAAUGUUCUAACAUGUGAGCUUGAGCAGUACAAGGAUAAGGUGGGAGUGCUGGAGCUUAGUUUGUCGAAUGAAAAUAAUCAGCAUGCUGUUGAAGUUGGUCAGUUGAAAGAUUUGUUGGCCAAGUCUGAGUCAGAGGUAGAUGGUUUGUUAUUUUCCAGGGAAGAAUCAGAGAUGGUAUCGGUGGUACUCAAAGCCAAGUUAGAGGAACAGAAUGAUGAAUUGAUCAUGUUGCAAAAUAAAUCUGCUGAACUUACAAAGAAACUCGCUGCACAGAUUCUGAAGACAGAAGAGUUUAAGAACUUGUCUAUAUACUUGAAGGAGCUCAAAGAUAAUGCUGAUAUUGCCCGCGAGAAAAAAGAUCCCGAAGGGCCAUCAGAAUCAUUGCGAAUGGCCUUUGUAAAAGAACAAUAUCAAACGAAAAUGCAAGAAUUAAAGCAACAACUUUCUGUUUCCAAAAGGCAUGGUGAGGAAAUGCUAUUUAAGUUACAGGACGCCCUUGAUGAAAUCGAGAGUAGGAAGAAAUCUGAAGCUUCUCAGUUGAGGAGAAUUGACGAAUUAUCGGUCAAGAUUGUGGAAUUGGAAGCAGAACUACAAUCAGCAACUUCUGAUAAGCCUAAUUACGACAGGAUACAGGCUGAACUGGAAUGUGCUCUCUUGAGCCUUGAAUGUUGCAAGGAAGAGAAAGAAAAGCUUGUUGCUUUAUUACAAGAAUGUGAGGAGGAGAAGUCUAAAAUUGUGGUUGAACUUUCUGUGAUUAGAGAGCAGCUUGCCCAGAAAGAAGAAAACAGCGUAUCAGACAAACAUCGGCAUAUGGGCUUAAAUGGUUCUAUGGACUAUAAAGAAGUAAAAUCUGCCACUUCAACUCAAACCGGUGAAGCUGAAAACCCAGUAAUCCCCAUAAAUGUACGAGCCAUCCAGGAAGGAGUUUCAGGGUCUGAAGGGGUUCAUGGUGUUACAGAGCAUGCAUCUGCAGACGAAGAGAGUUCAUUGCUGAAUGAUUCAAAGCAACUAACUGUUGUGAAUGAUCAAUUCAGAGCUCAGCAUUUGAGAUCUUGUAUGGAGCAACUAGACGAAGAGUUGGAAAAGAUGAAAAACGAUAAUUCUCUUCUUCCAUUGACUAAUUAUGACCCAAGUUUUCAAGAUUUACAGAGAGAACUUGUGCAACUACGGAAGGCCAAUGAAGAAUUGGGGAGCAUAUACCCAAAUUUUAUUGAUCUCCCGGGAAAUGGAAAUGCGUUAGAACGGGUGCUUGCUUUGGAAAUUGAGCUUGCGGAAGCACUUAGGACAAAAAAGAAAUCGAGCAUCCAAUUCCAAAGUUCUUUCCUUAAACAACACAGUGAUGAGGAGGCCGUGUUUAAAAGUUUCAGAGACAUCAACGAACUGAUCAAAGACAUGUUGGAAAUCAAAGGGAAGUACGUUAAUGUCGAAACUGAACUGAAAGAGAUGCAUGAUCGUUACUCUCAAUUAAGCCUGCAGUUUGCCGAGGUCGAAGGAGAGAGACAGAAACUGAUGAUGACCCUAAAAAACGUACGGUCAUCCAGGAACAUGCUUCGCUUGAAUCGCUCACCAAUUCCAAUUCCUACUCUAGAAGAUCAUCAUCCUUUAUAGUGUAAAAUUAGUCAAAAAGUUUGCAGUUUUGUGAAUAAGAAAUCGAAAUCGAUCCAUGGCUGCUGAGAGUUGAGAGUUGGGUUCAACUGCAAGAAGCUUGAAUCUGGAUUGGAUGCAAAAUCUUUUAUGGUGGCGUAUAUAACUAAAGGUUUUGCC
Messenger RNA from Cynara cardunculus var. scolymus (artichoke), 5539 nucleotides. Its product is annotated as WEB family protein At4g27595, chloroplastic. The coding region runs from base 233 to 5383 and encodes 1716 amino acids. Lineage: Eukaryota; Viridiplantae; Streptophyta; Magnoliopsida; Asterales; Asteraceae. The transcript has 13 exons. The record is from RefSeq and is a predicted model, not a curated record.